Messenger RNA from Cotesia congregata, 516 nucleotides. Lineage: Eukaryota; Metazoa; Arthropoda; Insecta; Hymenoptera; Braconidae. The record is from the annotation of a GenBank genome assembly.
GAACUAAUUUACGGAUGUAAAUUAGACUACUGGAAUGAACGGAAGCGCGUAUGGGAGGAGCGGCUAGAAGAGUGGAAGCUUAAAGUACGAACGCCGGUUGAUUCAUCAAAAUGUUCUUCAACUGACGAGGAUAUUAUGCCCAUUGGGAAAUCUAAAAUUGAAGAUACCACUCCAGAUCAUGAAGCAUCUAUUCAUGUCUGGGAGCCACGAGAUAGUUCUGGAACGGGAAUUAGUAAAAUUACGGUCCGUUUUUUAACUACGGAUGACAGCAUUCAGUUUUCUUCAAACCGUAGGCGCGUUAUCGUGAGGACAAAAAAAUCUGGACAAACUAAUUAUGACAUAAUUGAAACAAGUAAUUUAACAGAUCAGCCAGCCAGACCCCAAUUAUCCGUAAAAGAAAAAAUAUUUGAAAAUCACCCGACAACUUCUACAUCUGCAGUGUCCUCUUCGCCGGUCGUUGAUUCAGAGGCCAGAAAACGACGUCGUCAACGCGCGUCAACUCUCAAUAAUGAUUAA